This is a messenger RNA of Danio rerio (zebrafish), 707 nucleotides long. The record is from RefSeq and is a predicted model, not a curated record. NCBI's taxonomy places the organism in Eukaryota, Metazoa, Chordata, Actinopteri, Cypriniformes, Danionidae.
UGGAUUAGAUCUCAUUCAGAGCAUUUGACCAAUCAUAAACGAGCCCUGUUUGUUAUGAAGGCGUUUUGUUAUUGUGUUUUCAUGCAUCACAAAAGAAGUGAAACCAGACGAGCUUCAGGAAUUCACUGCUCUAGUUUUCAGGCAUGAGGAAACGUACGUGAAGAUUAACGCUUGUGGAGGAGGAAGUGCGGUGAGAAAAAUCAGCUGUAAAUUCUCAACCCGUGGCAUUCGGCUGCUGGAUCUGACAUGCUGCACUUGUGUUAUGUUUAUCUUUAUUCUGCUUUCAGGUUUUCAAGAACUCAAGAGGAUAGUCAUUUAAUGUGAGUGCUGACGUACUGUUGUAUGAAGAUGACGAUGAUGGUGGAUAGCAAGGAUUUCUGGAGUUUGGAUCUCUCAAACAUCAUGGUGAAGCAGCGAUCGACGUCUUCUCAAACGCGUUACUCCAUCAGCUCCUGCCUCUGUAAUCUGUCUCGCUGUGAAAAAAAUUCUCCUAAAUUCACAGAGGUGCAGAUGCCUGAAGACUCACAGGUCGUGGAGAUGGCAGUGCUUGUGCUGGGAAUUCUGCUGGGAUUUGUGGGAUUUGUGGCAGGAGUCGUUGUUAUCGUAAUGAGCAAACUGGAGCCGCAGGCGGUAUGAUCAUGUCCUUCACACUGGACAUCAUUUCUUGAUGCUGAUUUAUUGUAUAAAUAAAGGUUUUUUUUAUUAAA